Cucumis melo (muskmelon) is the source of this 1122-nucleotide messenger RNA. RefSeq names its product transcription termination factor MTERF9, chloroplastic-like. The transcript has a single exon. The record is from RefSeq and is a predicted model, not a curated record. Gene Ontology annotation, molecular function: double-stranded DNA binding. Gene Ontology annotation, biological process: chloroplast organization; regulation of DNA-templated transcription. The coding region runs from base 1 to 1122 and encodes 373 amino acids. NCBI's taxonomy places the organism in Eukaryota, Viridiplantae, Streptophyta, Magnoliopsida, Cucurbitales, Cucurbitaceae. Gene Ontology annotation, cellular component: chloroplast.
AUGUUCAAACUUUCCUCCAAUUUUCUUCUACAUUUCACCCAUAAACCUUUUCUCAAUGCCCUUUCUACUUCUUCAUUGCCUUUGGCCUCUCUUUCUACCAUCCAAUUCCUCCAAAACUCAUGUGGCCUUUCUUCAGGAUCUCCUACUUCUGCCGGUCGAAAGCUCCAAUUCGAUGAAAAAAGCCUCCAGAAGUACGAAGUCGUUAUCGAUUUCUUGAGAUCACAUGCAUUCGAGAAUCCACAGAUCGCCAAUUUGGUCUCGAGGCGACCUUCGAUCCUUCAGUCCAAAGUAUCCAACAAUCUGAAGCCUAAAUUUGAGUUCCUCCAGGAAGUCGGGUUCGUCGGUCCUUUACUUCCUAAGCUAAUUCUAACAAACCCUGGGGUUAUUCUGUGUAGCUUAGAUUCUCAUUUGAAACCAUUAAUUCUUUUCUUGAAGGAAAUUCUUGAAUCGGAUGAACAAGUAACUGCUGCUAUUCUUCGUUAUACCUUGCUUCUAACUUAUGAUUUUAAGGGUGUUUUAAAACCUAACGCUGAUGUUUUAGCCAGUGUAGGAGUACCUUCUAGGACUAUAGCAAAAUUGAUUGUAUCGAAUCCUAGAAUUAUAGUGCAAAAGGUUGAUAGAAUGAUUCAAGUAGUGAAAAUGGUUAAAGAAUUGGGCUUUGAACCAAAGUCGGGUAUGUUUGUUGAUGCACUUAAAGCAAGGAUUGGAAUGAGUGAUUCAACUUGGAAUAAGAAAAUAAAUGUUUUGAAGAGUUUAGGAUGGUCUGAGAAGGAGAUUUUUACACUAUUUAAGAGAAUGCCAGAAUGUUUAGCUCGUUCAGAGAAGAAAAUGAGGGAUGUUGCAGAUUUCUGUUUCAACACCGUAAAGUUGGAGCCAGGAACCGUAAUUUCUUACCCUAUGUUCUUCAAGUUGUCAAUCGACAAGCGGCUCCGACCAAGGUACAAAGUUCUUGAGGUUUUGAAGGUGAAAAAACUUCCUACGAACAUAACGAUUGCUCGGGCGCUUACACAAGUGGAGAGUAAAUUUGUGGAGAAUUGUGUUCUUAAGCACUUGGAUGAAAUACCAAACCUAAUGGACAUAUACCGGGGCAAUGUCACAGCUGAAGCCCGUUCUGUUCUAUAG